CUCCUAGUUUAGGUUUAAGCCGCCGUUCUGUCUGAUUCAUAAAACCAGCGCGGAGGAGUUUAUGAAGAUGGUGAACAUGUCGGUUCUACCCACUUUCUCGAAGCGAUCCGUUUCAAGACUCUCAACUCUACGUCAUCUCCCUCAGAGACAAACAGAAAAUGAGAUUGUUGAGAGGGCUUCUAGGAUUCCAUCCACUCACGAAAACCUAGCCGUCUCAAGACGCCCACAUGCUCAACGUCGCCGCUCUCCAAGACAAACAGAAAAUGAGAGUGUUGAGAGGUUUUCUAGUAUUCCAUCCACUAUUCCCGAAAACCUAGCCGUCUCAAGACUCCCACAUGUUCAACGUCGCCGCCCUCCCAGACAAACAGGAAAUGAGAGGUCUAGUAUUCCGAUUCAUGAGCCUGUGUUUAGUAGUAUUCCGAAUUUUGGGCCUAUGUUUCGUAUUCCGAAUCAUCAUGAGCCUAUGUUUCGUACUCGGAAUCCCCUUACUAGGUAUAGCUCAGUGCGGAAGCUUGGUGAGAGCUUUGUAUGUAUAAUGGAAAGCUUCCAAAGGGGGUCCACAAGUGCUGUGAUGGGCAUGCUUCAGUAUGAACAUGUAUUGGAUCCUCAAUUUGUCUCUUCAGUUCUUGAGAUGAACGUUGACAUCGAUGCCAAGAUUACUUUUUUCAACUGGGCUGGUCUCAGAAGCAAUUAUAUACAUAACCACUCCACCUACAAGGCCUUCACACAUUUGCUUGAAGAGGCUAGGCUUGCUACAAGGCUUUCAGAUUGGGUAUACCCCACCCUGUUGGGCUUGUACUUGAAGUUCCGUAAGGUUGAGAAAGCUUUACUUCUUGUGGAGGAGAUGGAACAAACGCCAGGUUCCUCGCCAGCUUUGUAUUCUUACUACACGGAACUGAUUAAGGAAUUUGUCAGAGUGGGGAAGAUAGAAGAAGCUUAUUGUUUACAUGAGAACGUUUCUAGAAAUGCGUUGAGUCCCGAUCUUGUCUUCUUAAAGAAGCUGAUUAACAUUUUAAGCAAAAUAGGUAGAGUGGAGCUGUUAACAAAGGUCGCUGGUGUGUGGACAUUCAUGCAUAGAGCUUAUUCGUACAGUGCUUUGAUUAUGACUCUAUUUGAGUCCAAAGCACCUGAUUCAGAAGUGAGCUAUUUGUUUGAUGAGAUGAAGGCUGAUGGUGUUUCCCCUGUUGGAUUAACUUACGCAAUCCUUAUAAAUGGCUUUUGUGAAAGAAAUAAAGUGGAGAAAGCUCUGUUGUUUCUUGAGGAGAUGGAUGAGGAAGACCUUCCAACUUUUCCAGCGUGUUACAGAUUCAUAAAGUCGAUAAGAUACCAGGCAGGAAAUGAGCUAUCUAAGGAAGAAGAAGAGAAUUUCCGAAUUGUAACUUGUCGAGUUUAUGCGGUCAUGAUCAAACAUUUUGGGAAGCGUGGAAAGCUCAUGGAUCUCUUCAAUGAGAUGAUUAAGGAGGAGGACCAAGAAGAAAGUGGUCCUGAUGUCUACGCUUACAAUGCGCUUAUGUCAGGGAUGGUGAAGGCUGGUAUGAUAGAUGAAGCUAAUUUGUUGCUUAGAAAAAUGGAAGAGAAGGGCUGCAUCGCGGAUGUGAAUUCGCAUAAUAUCAUAAUGAAUGGGUUUGCUAGAACAGGUGUGCCAGAGCGGGCUAUAGAACUGUUUGAAACGAUGAAGCAUUCCGGGCUUAAGCCUGAUGGUAUCACUUACAAUACUCUUCUUGGAUGUUUCGCACAUGCUGGAAUGUUUAAGGAGGCUGCAAGAAUGAUGAGAGAGAUGAAAGAUGAAGGCUUUGUGUAUGAUGCCAUCACUCACUCAUCUAUACUUGAAGCUGACGGCAAUGUGGAUCAAAAUCUUUUGCAGCAAAUGCAAUCCAGGUUCCAGACAAUGUUGGACUCCUUCAUCACAAAGAUAGAUGACGACAUGGGAAGCAGGAUCAAUGAGCACGAGCACGAGCAAAGCAUCGAUGAGAUUGGUGUACAAGGCACUCCUACUCCUUCAGACGAUGAACCCGCUGGUUCCAGUUAAAAAGGGGUUCAUGCUCAAGCCUGGCUUGUUCAAUAUCUAAUUAUGUUUUGUUAAUCUAUAUUAUAUUAUUGAGUUUUAAACCUGAUGGGUUUUUUUUUCUUCUGUAAGACUGUAAUUUAUGUAUCCACCUUGCUUAUCCACUUAACUUUGAAAAAAAGUAUUUGUUAAUCUUUUAACUACA
Molecule: messenger RNA, 2210 nt
Organism: Arabidopsis lyrata subsp. lyrata
Lineage: Eukaryota; Viridiplantae; Streptophyta; Magnoliopsida; Brassicales; Brassicaceae
Product: pentatricopeptide repeat-containing protein At3g16010
Exons: 6
Coding region: 62-2029 (655 amino acids)
Molecular function (GO): transcription corepressor activity; protein binding
Source: RefSeq, a predicted model, not a curated record